Pongo pygmaeus (Bornean orangutan) is the source of this 1462-nucleotide messenger RNA. It is a transcript of the gene CHI3L2, whose product is annotated as chitinase 3 like 2. Bases 66 to 1238 code for a protein of 390 amino acids. Gene Ontology annotation, biological process: chitin catabolic process; carbohydrate metabolic process. Lineage: Eukaryota; Metazoa; Chordata; Mammalia; Primates; Hominidae. The transcript has 11 exons. Gene Ontology annotation, molecular function: chitin binding. Gene Ontology annotation, cellular component: extracellular region. The record is from RefSeq and is a predicted model, not a curated record.
CUGUCGAAACCUCAGUGGAUAAAAGACCUAGAGAAUGCACAUCCCAGAAGAAGCUGGCCAAGGAUAUGGGAGCAACCACCAUGGACCAGAAGUCUCUCUGGGCAGGUGUAGUGGUCUUGCUGCUUAUCCAGGGAGGAUCUGCCUACAAACUGGUUUGCUACUUUACCAACUGGUCCCAGGACCGGCAGGAACCAGGAAAAUUCACCCUUGAGAAUAUUGACCCCUUCCUAUGCUCUCAUCUCAUCUACUCAUUCGCCAGCAUCAAAAACAACAAGGUUAUCAUCAAGGACAAAAGUGAAGUGAUGCUCUACCAGACCAUCAACAGUCUCAAAACCAAGAAUCCCAAACUGAAAAUUCUCUUGUCCAUUGGAGGGUACCUGUUUGGUUCCAAAGGGUUCCACCCUAUGGUGGAUUCUUCUACAUCACGCUUGGAAUUCGUUAACUCCGUAAUCCUGUUUCUGAGGAACCAUAACUUUGAUGGACUGGAUGUAAGCUGGAUCUACCCAGAUCAGAAAGAAAACACUCAUUUCACUGUGCUCAUUCAUGAGUUAGCAGAAGCAUUUCAGAAGGACUUCACAAAAUCCACCAAGGAAAGGCUUCUCUUGACUGCAGGCGUAUCUGCAGGGAGGCAAAUGAUUGAUAACAGCUAUCAAGUUGAGAAACUGGCAAAAGAUCUGGAUUUCAUCAACCUCCUGUCCUUUGACUUCCAUGGGUCUUGGGAAAAGCCCCUUAUCACUGGCCACAACAGCCCUCUGAGCAAGGGGUGGCAGGACAGAGGGCCAAGCUCCUACUACAAUGUGGAAUAUGCUGUGGGGUACUGGAUACGUAAGGGAAUGCCCUCAGAGAAGGUGGUCAUGGGCAUCCCCACAUAUGGGCACUCCUUCACACUGGCCUCUGCAGAAACUACCGUGGGGGCCCCUGCCUCUGGCCCUGGAGCUGCUGGACCCAUCACAGAGUCUUCAGGCUUCCUGGCCUAUUAUGAGAUCUGCCAGUUCCUGAAAGGAGCCAAGAUCACGAGGCUCCAGGAUCAGCAGGUUCCCUACGCAGUCAAGGGGAACCAGUGGGUGGGCUAUGAUGAUGUGAAGAGUAUGGAGACCAAGGUUCACUUCUUAAAGAAUUUAAACCUGGGAGGAGCCAUGAUCUGGUCUAUUGACAUGGAUGACUUCACUGGCAAAUCCUGCAACCAGGGCCCUUACCCUCUUGUCCAAGCAGUCAAGAGAAGCCUUGGCUCCCUGUGAAGGAUUAACUUAGAGAGAAGCAGGCAAGAUGACCUUGAUGCCUGGGGCCUGCUCUCUCCCAGGAAUUCUCAUGUGGAGUCCCCUUGCCAGGCUGGCCUUUGGCUCUCUCUUCCAAGCCUUUCCUGACUUCCUCUUAGAUCAUGGAUUGGACCUGGUUUUGUUUUCCUGCAGCUGUUGAAUUGUUGCCCUGAAGUACAAUAAAAAAAUUCAUUUUGCUCCAGUAA